AUGAUGUCCGCUCGCGUUGGGCUUGGUUCUGCUACGAGGAGAGUAGCGUUCGCUCCAGUAAUUGGGAGAAACCAAAUUGCUUUGCGCACCGUAAUUCCCAAGCGAGGCGUUCAGAUACAGUCCCUGCCCCCAUCGGCUUCGCAAGAAAUCCUGAAUGUCCAGCGUCUUAAACGCCCAUCCAGCCCCCAUUUCACCAUCUACCAACCUCAGCUGACAUGGCUUAGCUCGAUUGCAAACCGUGCAACUGGAGGUGCACUCAGUGCGCUCCUAUACGGCUUUUCGUUGGCAUACCUCGUAGCUCCAGGCACUUUCGACAGCGCGCACAUCAUCGAGUUUGUUGCUGGGCUGCCAGACUACGUGAAGUACACCGGCAAGAUUAUCCUGGCUGCACCUUUCACUUUCCACUUCUGGAACGGUCUGCGACACUUGAGCUGGGACAUGGGUAAAUUUUUGUCUCUCAAGGGAGCAUACAGGGCUGGGUAUGCUGUUUUAGGGGCCACUGCGGUAUCUACGGUCGCUUUGGUUUUGUUGUAA
Suillus paluster is the source of this 534-nucleotide messenger RNA. RefSeq names its product SDHC, cytochrome b subunit of succinate dehydrogenase. The record is from RefSeq and is a predicted model, not a curated record. NCBI's taxonomy places the organism in Eukaryota, Fungi, Basidiomycota, Agaricomycetes, Boletales, Suillaceae. The coding region runs from base 1 to 534 and encodes 177 amino acids. Gene Ontology annotation, molecular function: succinate dehydrogenase activity; electron transfer activity. Gene Ontology annotation, cellular component: membrane. Gene Ontology annotation, biological process: tricarboxylic acid cycle; mitochondrial electron transport, succinate to ubiquinone. The transcript has 5 exons.